This is a messenger RNA of Drosophila takahashii, 709 nucleotides long. Its product is annotated as mucin-2-like. Lineage: Eukaryota; Metazoa; Arthropoda; Insecta; Diptera; Drosophilidae. The record is from RefSeq and is a predicted model, not a curated record.
AAUAGGAAGCUUACUAAGAAUGAGUUCAGUAUAAAACCCACUGGCAGAGAGUUCAAACUUUAGUAUCGAAUCAAACAUGAAGCUGGGUAUUAUAUUUGUGAUUUUCGGCUGCAUUGCCGUUGUAAAUUCAUAUGGUCUCAGUCAGCCGUCAACAGCAAAGCCGCCAUCCAAUGAAAACAAUAAUCAGCCUUCGUCUGAGGAGGUAAAACCGAUCUUAAAACAAUGCAAACCCACUGGAACUACGAAUUCAGAGCCAAAGGACCUUCACAUUGGUGCCACUUCUCCUCAAGAAACCUCCACAGGAACUCUUAAUCCCAGUUCUACUUCGAGUUCAACGGAAAACAAUAAACCCACUUCCUCCACUAGCUCUAUUUUAAAAAAACUUAUACCUUUACCCACUCUUAACCCAACUUCGACCUCAAGUACAACCAAACCCAACUUGAAAAACGCUGAUCAAAAUACGGAUGAUUGCGAACCCAUUCCCGAGGGUUUGGGAUCACGAUUGGAUGCUCAAACUCUAAGAACACUCGUUACUAAGCACUUACCUCAAAACGGAUAGUUAUGUUCAAUAAAAAUUUUAAUUUUUGUUGCAUAAAAACAAUACAAUUACAAAAUACAAACAUCAAAGCGGAUAGUUAUGUGAAACAUUAAUUAUAUAAAAACACUUUUCUUGAAUAAAACAAUAGCACCUGCAUAAAUACCAAUAAAA